AUGGCUUCACAAAACAAUAUCAAUUGGCCUCCAAAGUCUCCUCUCGAAGCCCUUCUCAGCUCUCCUAAAGGGAAACAACGUUGGCAGGAACACAGAGACCGCAUCACCCAGGACCGCGACCGCGACAUAUCGCCUUCUCCUCGCAAACAGCCGCCUUCCUCCAGCAAAGCCCUACAAGACAUCAUGGCCAUGUCCGACGACAACAGCGACGACGACGAGGAGAUUCUCCAACUUCAACUUCAGGCUAUUCAAGCAAAGCUCAAGUUGAAGAAGCUCCAGAGACAAAAGUCGUCGCAAAACACAAAUGACGAAGACUCGAGACCAAGCUCGGAGAAUUCAAAUUCACCACGCAAGAGACAAAAGACCCAUUCAGCAGCCUUCGACCCUGCCGUUCAAGUCACCGUAUCACCCAUCAAGAGCCAUAUGCCGCCUCCCGCCUUGCCUGACCCAACGUCGCCAGCACGCGUUCGCCUAGGCAUCGACAAAGGUCUAAAAGCAGCCGACGUUUCGUUAAAAAGAGCUAGGAAUGGUUCCACCUUGUCAACCAAGAACACAGCCAGAACAACUCUGCCCGCAGAGCCUGAGAGGCCAAAGCAAAGUUUCAGCGAGCGUAUUGCGGCAAAUCGUCUAUCCGCAGAGCAACAACAAGCCAAAUACGAAAGAAUCGAGAAGGCAAGAUCACAAGGCUUCGGACUCGCUGCUCAAGCUACACCUCGUGCGACCAAAGAGACGACGCAAUCAAGACCACAACUAUCACGCACGCAGAGCGAUAGAACAACCAGACAACUACCCACCGAAAGCAGUACUGGCAGCUUCAGUCGUUCAAUACCUACUUCUUCAGCCUCACAAAGCCCUUUUCUCUUCUCGUCACUUCAUCUUUCUAAGAGGAAGCUGCCACAUACGACCUUGGCUCGCGCUUUAGACGGUAAAGAAGUCUACACCCUGCCUCGAUUGUUGAAGGAAGUAGUAGCACCGAUCUACGAGCCUCCAAGUUGCGAAACUGACUUUGUCGUUCUGGCUGUUAUUGCUUCAAAAUCAUCUCCUUUCGACACUCGACCGAAGCAUAAGCAGACCUCAUCUGUCGAGGAUGACGACCCGAGUUCGACGAAGUUCAUGGUUAUGACGCUUACCGAUCUGCAUUGGGAGGUUGAUUUGUUCCUGUUCGACACCGCCUUCGAAGCUUUCUGGAAGAUGACCCCGGGGACGGUUAUUGCUAUACUGAACCCGUCAAUUAUGCCCCCGAAAACCAAUCAACAUUCAGGCAAAUUCAGCUUGAAGCUUGCUAGCUCCGAAGAUUCUGUCAUGGAGAUUGGCUCUGCACGAGAUCUCGGAUUCUGCACAGCCCUCAAGAAGGAUGGCAAAGAAUGCCACGCUUGGGUCAACACACGCAAGACCAAGUUUUGCGACUUCCACAUUGAGCUAGCGGUUAACAAAACGCGUGCUUCACGCAUGGAGGUCAACACUAUGUACCAUCCCAACAGCAAAGAUUACGAAAGCAAUGAGCGAUACUUUAUGGUUCCAGGCUCUCGCACCACCGCCUCCCUUCUCGAUCAAGACGAUUAUGGCAAAGCAGACGCCCUGCGUCGCCGCCUGAAAGACAAAGAGAAGGACCGCCUGCUCGCUGAGAAACUGGGUCAGAUGGGAAAUGGCAUCGGAGCAGAAUACUUGAGGACUACAACAGGUGCCCCGAAUGCCAGCAGAGAUACACAUAUGGACAACACCGAUGAAGAUGCACCUUUAUACAAGCCAUCGGCCGCAGAGCUUGGCCUAGUCAACAAGAAUGCCUCCCAGGUCCGCCUCAGUCCGGCCAAAGACCGUAGAAAACUCUUCUCUGUCCUCCCUGGUGGCACAAAGACUACAGCUGCAGGUCCGGAAGCCAUGGGUUGGGGAGGGCAUGCGAAAAGAGGCUUAGGUGAAACAUCUCGCAAACGCGAUCUCAGUCCAGAGAAGGGUCAGACGAGGCUCCAUACACACACACGACCUAGCUCUAUUGCUUCUCCGAAGAAAGCUAGAUUCCAGCUUGCAAAAGGCAUUCGAGAGCCAGGAAGAGAUAGUCUGGAUGCUAGGGCUGUCCUCGACGACAGCAGUGAUGACUUGGAAAUCAUCUAG
Aureobasidium melanogenum CBS 110374 is the source of this 2109-nucleotide messenger RNA. RefSeq lists its product as uncharacterized. Gene Ontology annotation, biological process: DNA replication; DNA replication initiation. The coding region runs from base 1 to 2109 and encodes 702 amino acids. The record is from RefSeq and is a predicted model, not a curated record. Lineage: Eukaryota; Fungi; Ascomycota; Dothideomycetes; Dothideales; Saccotheciaceae. Gene Ontology annotation, cellular component: nucleus; replication fork protection complex. The transcript is spliced from 4 exons. Gene Ontology annotation, molecular function: DNA replication origin binding; single-stranded DNA binding.